Suillus clintonianus is the source of this 1100-nucleotide messenger RNA. Its product is annotated as DASH complex subunit Dam1-domain-containing protein. The record is from RefSeq and is a predicted model, not a curated record. The coding region runs from base 44 to 853 and encodes 269 amino acids. The transcript has 7 exons. Gene Ontology annotation, cellular component: mitotic spindle pole body; DASH complex; mitotic spindle. NCBI's taxonomy places the organism in Eukaryota, Fungi, Basidiomycota, Agaricomycetes, Boletales, Suillaceae. Gene Ontology annotation, biological process: mitotic sister chromatid biorientation.
GCACUUUGAUCUCUACUAUUGGUCUCCUCUAGUUGUCCCCGCUAUGCCAGGACAUACGCCGCAUAGAACACCUCUCAAACGUGUCUCCCAAGGGUCCCUCUUCGCUUUCUCGCGAUCAGGUAACCAUCCUGAUGCGCCCCAUGGCCUUGGCUUCAUCGAACCUGUAAUGGCAGAGCUAGUCGACGAAGUUGAGGCGCUGCAGGCGAACGUAGAUGGCCUAAGGAAGCUCAGCAACUCUCUGAAGACCUUCAAUGAGAGCUUCGCGAGCUGGCUAUAUGUCAUGGACAUGAACGCGCUCACUGUGGACUGGCCGCAGGCUCCAACAGACGCGUCGUUCCAACUGGCUAAGCGACGAGCUGAGGAAAACGCCCGUUUGGCUGAACAAGCUGCUCUGAAAGCAGCAUCAGCCGUUCCGCCAGAUUUAGAGGCAGACAAGACGACGUUCAGCGAGAACCCAGAGUUUGAAACAACGUACACUACGAAUGCUACGACAAGGAAUGCCUCUACCAACAUUGCAAAGACAACAUCGACAGGUAUUCCCAAGAAGAAGGCUAAAAUAAAGCUCACUCCAAAGGAGAAAAAGGAGAGAUCGCUUUCACUUGAGAAGAUAGUGAUGUCUCUUCCUCUCGAGUUUCGAGGUAGCGAUCCGGGUCUUCGACGUAACAUGGAAUCUGUGAUAGAAUUCAUGAUGGACAGCGAUGGGCGAGGCGUCAAGCUCAUCGAGCUCAUCAAACCUCCCGAUCUCAAUCAGGCACGUGUCAACAAAUGUUUGAUUGCUUUGGUGAACCGAAAGAUUGUGCAAAAGGAAAGCAGUACUGGCACAGUCCUUUACCACUGGACUGGAUUGUCGUGAGAUCCGGCGUAGCGCUUGUAUGCUUUCCAACAUCUUUGGUUCUCGCGCUCCCUGGAUUUCAGCCCAUCUUAGCUUUUUUGCAGUAAUCGCGCAUAGCUUAUUCGAUUUGGUCAAUGCGAGCAGCAUCUCGCACACCAAUAAUGAUAACGCCAGGAGAUAUACUUAUUGCGACUGCGGUAGCGAGCCCUUAUCCAGGAAAGUUUAUAGUGUACCGUUAAGAUCUUGACCAGAUUGGGUCUUGCGCGUG